Molecule: messenger RNA, 1908 nt
Organism: Spizellomyces punctatus DAOM BR117
Lineage: Eukaryota; Fungi; Chytridiomycota; Chytridiomycetes; Spizellomycetales; Spizellomycetaceae
Exons: 3
Coding region: 1-1908 (635 amino acids)
Biological process (GO): cell surface receptor signaling pathway
Cellular component (GO): membrane
Molecular function (GO): transmembrane signaling receptor activity
Source: RefSeq, a predicted model, not a curated record
AUGCGCGCCUUCCUGCCUUUUGUUCUUGUUUGCCUCACGUUUGGCACAGUGCAUGGACAAGCCAACAAUGACACCCAGACAACAGCACAGCCUUGUGCCGUACCUCUCGUUCCUAUUCCUCCUUCCUUCACCCCUUCCUUCAUGUCCGCUUGCCAUCCAACCCUCCGAUGCUGUCUUCCUUGUCCGGCUACCGACUAUCUGUACCCUCCAAACGUCAUUAUAGAUAAUCAACGCACAAUGGGCAUCUUGCGCAUCAUAUCGGGCACGGCUGCAUUCCUCGUCUCCGUCUCAUACCUUGUUCUCCCUGGCAAACGAGAACACCCUCGUGUCUUUGUGCUAUACAUCAGUUUCCUACUGGCAAUAUGGCACUGGAUAGGAAUGAGCUAUUUUUUUGGUGACAAAGGACACAAUGUCUUUUGUGCAAAGGACGGCGUGACGAGGGCGACUCUGGACAACAAUGCCUUUUGUGCGAUACAGGGCCUAACAAUGAUAUGGGCAAGCAUUGCUCUGACUUGCUGGGGACUGGUGGUCGUUUUGAAUCUGCAUUUGCAACUCGUGUGGUCAAACGCUGUUCUGGAGCGACUAAAGUGGGCUCCCCACUUGUUCUCCUGGGCCAUCCCUACCAUUGUAGCCGCUUGCGCGAUAAUCUCUCCUGCUGUCCAGUACGGUGGUGGAGGAUUAUGUUUUGUGCAAACAUACAAGGGACGGUGGAUUUUUUUUGUGCCAACCGGGAUCCUCUGUACUAGUAUCUUUUUGAUCCAUACUGCCACCACUGUGUGGCUAUGUCGGAAGGCACGCUGCUGCGGUAGAAGAAAGCGGAAACCUCUGCUCAAAGAAAUCGAAGGCGGACUAGGGAGUAUUCCUAGAGAUGCUGCAAACUCGACUCUUCUUGAUCUCGAUCGCAACUUGACGGGUAUACCAUCGACACCUCCGAAAGCGGCAAUCCUUAAAAGAACAAGCCGCGCGACGUUCACAGGCGUGAGCAAGUCAUCAGAUAGCUUACUUCAAUCGGUCGGCUCGCUCACUAGAAAAGUGUCAGUAAAGCUUUCUGGCGUAGGCACUGUUCAAAUACGACUCAUAGGUGUCGGAAUGAUCGUGGUUGUUAUCGCCACGGUAUACGGUCUGUCGUGCAGCCUUGACAAAACUCAAAUUAGCGGGUUUUUCAAAGCAAAGAAUGCCGAACAAACACCCGCCGAGGACCUUGUAGCCUGUAUGCAGACAGCCCUGACACAGCAACCGCCAUUGUCGAGCAGCCAAGUUUUUGACAUCUGUAAAGCUCUCAUAAAGCUAAAAAGAGGAGUGGUCUUUCCUAGUCCGGAGAGAUGGAUUGCAACCGAAGUCAUCCUCUCCCUUCCUGGCCUUUGCCUUUUGGUCAUGUUAGCGAAUAGUCUUGGAAGAGACUGGCGAAAUUGGUGGAGCACGAAACGUGACGCGGGAGGUGGUACGAGAGGGGACAAAGAUGCGUUGGAGUUGAGACCCUACAAAUGGGAACGAUCACCAUCGCCAACAUCAACGAGGUCCACAAAAGGGCUACUGCCACAAUCCGUUUCCCCACCACUCGCGAAAUCCCAGCUAUCCACAUCGUUUCCAACACAAUAUUCCGAAUCCCUGUCGGACCUUUCCUCAUCAGAAUCAACGUCACUGCCACAUAUCACCAUCCCAGCUGCUGCUAAAACUCCUGCCACACCCAACACAUUUACCUCACUAGUGCCGGAGACGCCGUCGACAGCCAUUGGCGAAUCUACCUCCCAAGGCACAUUUUCGACAAGUUCAGUUGGCACACCUGUUUUGGUUCCCUCGAGCUCAUCCAUUCCAGUAGCUCCUGGCUUUGAGCGAGUCGCACACGAGCCAACGAUAAGUCACCCUUCUGAACAGGAGGUGUAUGGACCAACCUUUUCUCCCUGGUAG